CGCCUACGUCACGUGUGGUGUUGCAGCAGAGCAGUCCAGACCAGCAGUUCGCCAUUGUGAGCCGAAGCAUUGAGCAGCUCUCUGAGGUAACCGCGCGAAGUCCGCAGGAGCGGUUUUUCUUACGCAGCUUCCUGGCCGUGAGGUAAGACAAGACGAUGUCUUCUCCAAGCGCUGGGAAGAGGCGUAUGGAUACCGACGUCAUUAAACUCAUUGAAAGCAAGCACGAAGUCACCAUUCUCGGAGGCCUGAAUGAAUUUUGCGUCAAGUUCUAUGGCCCAAAAGCAACACCUUACGAGGGAGGCGUCUGGAAAGUCCGAGUCGACUUGCCCGAGAAGUACCCUUUUAAGUCUCCAUCAAUAGGGUUCAUGAACAAGAUUUACCACCCAAACAUCGAUGAAGUGUCUGGCACUGUGUGCUUGGACGUCAUCAACCAAGCAUGGACGGCGCUUUAUGAUCUGUCCAACAUCUUCGAGUCGUUCCUGCCGCAGCUGUUGACCUACCCCAACCCCAUUGACCCUCUGAAUGGUGAUGCAGCAGCGAUGUACCUGCACAAACCAGAGGAGUACAAGAAAAAAGUUCAAGAGUACGUCAAGAGGUUUGCCACGGAGGAGGCGCUGCGGGAGCAGGACAACGAGUCGUCAAGCAGCGAGAGCUCCAUGAGUGAUUUCUCGGACGACGAGACCAAAGACAUGGAGCUGUAAUACUUCGUGCACCAGUCUGCCCGACAAAAUUCACGGACACACACACACCACUCACACAUAACAGAGAAAAGCGCGGAGGCCGGGGAAAAAUGAACGAGACAAGACGCGAGAGCGGCCAUCGCCUUUUUUCCCUUCUUCACCUGCCUCUGCCAUCGGAGCGCCAUCUUCUCACUUUCCCGAGCGCCACCCCCCGUUUCCUGGCCACCACACAUCCUCCGCAGCCGAAUUUUCACUUCCGCAACCACCAUUGUCUUCUUGCACCCAGCUGCCACGGCGCGGCGGAAACGUCGUGCGUUUCGCCGGCUUCGACCCCGUGGCACUGUGAAAUCUUCUGCCUGGUUUCGACAUCACCAGCCUCCUGCCAGUGGAACGUGCAAAGACAGCAACCACGUGGUGGGACUUUCCCUGCUCCCCAUGCAAGAAAAACGUUGCGUCUUGUUGUCGUGUUCCCCGCGUGCGUGUCGUCGUGGUGUUCCCCUGCGUCCCUCACUCUCUACUUGCUUCUUCGGGUGGUGAGAAAAGCGCCAGCCAAGCCGGGAAUGUACGUGCGUGUGUGUGUGUGUGGCGUGCCUCAUGUGGAUGCGCUUGUGUCCCACUCUCGCCGCCCCCCUCUGCAUGCCUAUAGCCGUGGCAAGAGAAUGUCCCGCUUCUCGACCGCUCACUUUUAGCUCUUUUUUUUCUCUCUGGGUUCGCGUUUCUCGCGGGGGCCACGGAUUCGGUUGGUCAUUACCAGGGGUUCCGGGGGACAUCUUCGUUUUGAUGUGCGCUGAUUAUGUGACGUGGUAGAAGCGGAUGCAACAAUAAGAGUGGUGCGUUUCUCAUCAGCAUCACUCUCUGGCAUCGCGGCAUUCCUUGGCUGCGUCGACAGGAUACCUGUCGCACUCAACAUAGCGCGAUGCGGAAGAUGGAAGUAGCUCCUCCCCCCCGAAACAACCGGUUUGAUAAUGUGGCUUUCGCUGUUGUGCAUGCAGUCUAAUAUUUUAUCGAGGACUAUUCUGCUAGAGAAGCAUUACAGCAAGUCUUGAAGGAAAAAGCUUUCUUUCUUUUUUCGCAGGAGGCUUUAUUUUUCACCUGAUCUUCGGGAGUAUGGCAACUUUUUGAGCACUUUCGCUUGAAUGUUGCUUCUUUCGUCGACGCUUCGUCCUUUAUUUUCUUUUCCUUCAAACCAUCCAUUGACUGGUUUGCCUUUGAGGAUCAAGGCAGUUCUACUAGCCGAGCCUCUUUGACGUUGAGUUCCGUAAGAUUGUGCUUCUCUUCGUCAGUUUUUCAUUCGUUGCUGCACAGUUAAUGUUGCCAUCAUGCGAGGUUCUUCUCCGUUGUCUAAAUACUUUUAGUUGCGUGGGCUGGGGCCCCAGUUUUUAUUCGUUUGCACGGUGUGUAAAUUAUUUUUUUUUAAUCGUCGAUGAGUGCAUAUUGUUGGCUGUUGGGUCACGCAGGGUUUAGCAUGGGCCAACUUCAUUGUCAGCACUUGAGUCCAGCACAGUAAAUGUGUAUUCGUUGGUAGUUGUAUAAUCAAAAUGAAUCGAGGAACGACAGGCUCUCUCUCCAAGGCUGUUGUGUAGCUAUGGUGUCAGUUCGUUGCCUCCAAUACAUUUUAGUGCGUCUAUAGAUUGUGCGAUCAUUGUGGCGGAUGAUUUUGAAUGCGUAAUUUGUGCCUUUAUGUAGCAAUUGUUUGACCUAGCAUCACAUUGGUAUCUGCUUAGCCGAGAAUGCAGCGCUUCACUCGGUUUGCCUGAAACUGGCGUUCCGGAUGGCUUUUGUUUCGAACGGUUAGCCCUUUAGCUGGCGACUAGAACCGUGGUCUUGCCGCGCAACUCGCGAAUGUCAGAUAAACCACGGUGCGUCGUUGAACGCGCCCUGCUGUCCGCGAUUUCUAGUGUGCAUUUCUAGCGCCUCGCUCUCCGUUUGUCUGAGGAAAGGGGGUUGGGGGGGGGGGGGGAUUGUUUUUGGAAAAAAAAAACACGAUUCAUUCAAGCUCCUCCAUAGUCACGAUCGUCCUGUCCGAACGGUCACGUGUGCGUGUAUUCUUGAAACGCCCGACCAAACGAAAUUGCGCUUUUCACCAUUUGUGAAUGUCUCUCAUCCCACUACUCCACAACGCACGCCCGAGUGAUUAAUGGGCAGAUAGAAAAAUGGCGCAUCUGCGAAUGAGAGAAAGUGCUUUUUUGAGCAUUUUUGUUUUUUUAACUUAUUUCGAAACACAUCACACAACUCAUGCAAUGGCUCUUCAAUAAGAAACACAGCAGACAGCAUGCACUGUAGUUAUUGUUUCAUUACCACGACGUGUGGCACUGGGUUCAUUGCGAAAACCGGGCACUUUGGGGAACUAUGGGAAGAAUGAUUGAAGAUUUUUUUUUUCUUUGUGCUCGGUAGCGUCAAACAAACCAAACUGUGAUAACUUCACUAAGAGUGGCCACUUGCAGGGAAGAGAUUGCAGAGCGUGCCCCAGUUUUUUGUUUCAAUUUCCUUUAACUGUCGCAAGCUGUUGGGAGUUGUGCCGUAUUGUUGUCGUUUCUUGCGUAUCUUACUACUGCAAAAGUUGGACAUCAAUAUUAACGGAAUCGUCGCGUAUCGGCACUAUAUUGUUUUUGUGCUCGACUGGUGUGGCGUGUCUCACAAGCAGUGCAAUCUCGUAAACAGCCAGUGGAAUUGUGUGCGUGGUGGCUGUGUUACCAAAAUUUCCUUCCUGAUAUCGCCGGCACCAGACUAUCUAUAAAGUAGGUGUUUGCACCUUAAAGCAUUCUGUUCUACAUACAUUUUCUCCUAAUAAGCUGCAGAAAACGACAGACAAGCAGACUCUCUUCCAUCUCCAGGAACCGGCGUUGAAAUACCUAUUGUAGCUUUAAACUUGAUGCUUCCUGUAGCACACAUUGAUGUUGAUGAUAUCAUAAUGUUUGCUUGCGUAAUCUACAUGCAGGACACGUAAUUGCGACAUAUUCAUGGUGCACGGCAUCAACACAUUUACGUUACACCUAAUGAUGAUUGUUUUCGUCUCUGCUGAAAUUAUAUGCCUAAUUGUCGACCUUAAUUGAUCGUAUUCACUUAUAUAAAUUUUAUAAUACAACUUGCACAAUAUGAAACAUACAUACCGACACUCAGCUAUGCAUCAUUGAAAAUGUGUUCCACUUGUCUUGAUAUUGCAGUGGGAAUCUGUGGGCAUAGUUUCCUACAAUAUUUACCAGAGGGAAAUGUGGCGCUGUAAUCAUUUAGGCACCGUGGGAAUGAUGGGAAGUACAUGGAUUUGCCUAGCGUUCAUGCCUGCAGCUUCGAGCUCACUUGUGGCUUUGUUUGUUGUUGUGGUUUGGCUUUUAUUUCAGAUAAAAGAAUGGCUCAUUGUGAACCUCGUGCACAGAUUUGGAUUGGUCAACCUAAAAGGGUCAAAGCAGUGAAGUGGAACUGCCGAACUUACGCUGCAUUGCGGCAAAGCAGCUACAGGCCACAUGGAGCCGAAAGAAUGAAGCUUAGGCAAAUCCAUGUACUACCCUUCAUUCCCAUGCUGGCUGAAGCGUCGUGCGUUCCAGCUCCCAUAGACACUAGCGCCAGAUUUCCAUCUAGUGUACUAUUAUGAAACAUUAUGCCUGUGGGUAUUGCUGCUUUAGUAAAUGACUGAUCACAUUGCACAAAGUGGUACCUCGUUAACACAGUCGCGCGCACAUUUCCGCCGGCAUGACGGCGAGUGGAAGAUGUCUCGAAGGCGACGGUUGUAAACAAGUUUCUCUGACGCACAGUUUUGCGGGGGAGGUGUGCCUUCAAAAGGCGGCAAUUUUUUUUUUUUUCGUCUUCAUCCGGCAUGUUGCAAGCGCGUGCGCGCAUGGGAUUGGAGCGCCGCAGUGUUGAGUAGCAAGGUCACCUCCGCCGCAGUUGUUUAUUUCUCCUCACCAGUGCCGUCUCGUUUACUGAGGCUUCCUUCGGCAGUUUGCAGCAGUCAGCGUGUGAAAAAAAAAGUAGUUGGAUUUUCGACCGGUCCUGCAGCAGUUGUACGACACCAUUCGCGGACCGGUUUUUUUUUUUUUGGCGACGGUUUGCUUUUAUUUUUCUUUGUCUGGCAGGGGCCGUGCUUCUUGAGUAGUAUUGCCAGUGUGAACGUACGCAUCUUAAACCAUUGCUUGUCUCAAUCACUAUAUAGUCCUUUUUUUGUGUGUGUGUGUGCGAGUGCGAAGACACCAUAGUUCUAUAUGAAUUUAUAAAUAAAGCUAUAUCCAUCUUUUU
Molecule: messenger RNA, 4910 nt
Organism: Rhipicephalus sanguineus (brown dog tick)
Lineage: Eukaryota; Metazoa; Arthropoda; Arachnida; Ixodida; Ixodidae
Gene: UbcE2H
Product: ubiquitin-conjugating enzyme E2 H
Exons: 7
Coding region: 156-701 (181 amino acids)
Biological process (GO): ubiquitin-dependent protein catabolic process; protein polyubiquitination
Cellular component (GO): nucleus
Molecular function (GO): ubiquitin conjugating enzyme activity
Source: RefSeq, a predicted model, not a curated record